Messenger RNA from Gossypium raimondii (Peruvian cotton), 1179 nucleotides. RefSeq names its product SNF1-related protein kinase regulatory subunit beta-3. Lineage: Eukaryota; Viridiplantae; Streptophyta; Magnoliopsida; Malvales; Malvaceae. Gene Ontology annotation, molecular function: protein binding. The record is from RefSeq and is a predicted model, not a curated record. The coding region runs from base 496 to 849 and encodes 117 amino acids. The transcript is spliced from 6 exons.
AUGAAAGUAAAACAAAGUAAUAGUAAUGGUGCAUGGUCGUGUCUCGUCAGGCAAAAGCUCGGCCCUGAAUUUUGUAUUUUUGUUUCUGCCUCAAAAAAAUUUCUCCUUUUUAACUUCUUAUAUUUUGUUGAGAUGGCAUAGCCUCUAAAUUAAAAAGACUCUUGUGGCGGAUUCCCCUACCACUCUUAUUUUGGCUUCUUCUCCAACUGUUGCCUAUUUUUACCCCCUUUACUUUAUUCUGGAAAUUUUUCUUCUUCAUAGGCUAAGCUGGAUGACAGUGGAAAAAUAUUCAAUUAUUUUGGGUUAAAGUUUGGUUUUUUUUAAGGAAAAACUUGGGUGUUGAAAGCUGGAGUUCUGGUGAUUGAAGGCGAUUGGGCCGCUAUCAAAUCGGCAAUAUGUUUUGCAGCUGUCAUCUGAGUUCACCUGCUCCAUUCUUUUACAAGGGUUACUUGUGUUAUGAUUUAGGCGAGUUACCCUCUGGUGUCAUCUCUCAGUAUGAACAACCAAUACGGUGAAGAUAAAGAUGAAGCAACUGUCAUGGGGUUUGAAGUGCCAAGAUCACCAGAUUCAAGUUAUAAUAAUGUAUACCCUGGGAACGAAGAUGAAGCACGUGACCCACCAGUUGUCCCUCCUCACCUGCAUCGUACCUUGCUUAGGUACCCUGCUAGCGUGAACACAUCCGGGAAUCUUCCCUUGCCUGAAAACGUGAUUCUAAAUCAUCUUUACAUUGAAAACCGAGAACCACCAAGAUCUGUGGUGGCACUUGGGUUCACUCAACGCUUUCGUGCAAAAUAUGUUACUGUUGUGCUAUACAAACCAGUUCCAAGAAGGGGAAGUAGCAAUACUUAAUGCAUGAAUCAAGAGUAGACCUUGAUUGGGUUGGUUGUUUGCCUUUGUGAUGCAAUUAGUUGCAAUAGAUUCGAAUACAGAAAUAGCAGAAAGAAGUAUUUAUUGGUUUCGGAGCAGUUGAUGGCUUGGAGGUUUUCCAUUGAACCUUAAGUCAACACUUAUCGAUUACAUUUAGAGUUGUUCUACAUAUAUAUAUAUAUAUAUAUAUAAAGCUCUCUUUAUUCUUUUAGACUGGUAUGUGUGGUGUUGUGAGCUUGUUAGCUGCCUAAGUAAGGUACUAAAAGCUCUUGUAUUUGUGGGGCAUUUAAUCAAAGGGAUCAUUCAUUUUGA